Molecule: messenger RNA, 361 nt
Organism: Sinocyclocheilus rhinocerous
Lineage: Eukaryota; Metazoa; Chordata; Actinopteri; Cypriniformes; Cyprinidae
Product: procyclic form-specific polypeptide B-alpha-like
Exons: 1
Source: RefSeq, a predicted model, not a curated record
UCCCAGAAAUACGAUCCGGCCCCGCCCCUUCCGCCGGCCCCCAUCGUCUUCAAGGGAAUGGAGUACGACUGCGACCCUUACUGGGACCCCGACUGCCUGAUCGAUCAGCCGCCGCGGCCCGUGAAGGGUAAAGCCCUGCCGCCGCCGGUGCUGGAGGAUGACGAACCGGAACCGGAACCAGAACCAGAACCGGAACCAGAGCCGCCGAAACUCCCACACAUGUAUCACAGCCGCCUUUAUCCCUACAACUACCGCUCCGAACUCUACGACCCGCUCCGACACACCUAGAGUCACUCACCUCACUGCUUCUUUCAUUGUGAUUGAUGUUCAGAAAGCUGAAUAAAGUAUGGAGUAAUUUUCC